Molecule: messenger RNA, 1201 nt
Organism: Halteromyces radiatus
Lineage: Eukaryota; Fungi; Mucoromycota; Mucoromycetes; Mucorales; Cunninghamellaceae
Exons: 6
Coding region: 68-1087 (339 amino acids)
Biological process (GO): ubiquitin-dependent protein catabolic process
Cellular component (GO): cytoplasm
Molecular function (GO): ubiquitin conjugating enzyme binding; ubiquitin binding
Source: RefSeq, a predicted model, not a curated record
UUCUGUUCUUCUUUCCUUUCCUUUUUUUUUUUUCCUACUCUAUAGAUACAUUUUCUUUCUAUUCCAGAUGAUGGCUGAAUCUACCUCUCUACAUUCAAUGUCUUCUAAUGAAAAUAAAAACGACCAAACGAUUUUAACAAAAGAAGUUAAUGCUUCUUCACCUAAAGGAGAGGACACAACAUCACCACAGCAACAACAACAAGAACAAGAACAACAGUUGCCUAUAUCACCUCAUCAACAAGCUAUUAAUACACUCCAAGAAGCCUUUCCUUCAGUAGAACUACAAGUCAUUGAAGCCAUUUUUGAAAGUCAACACAAUAAUCUGGAUGCUACUUUUGAUAUCUUGUUGGGGAUGUCUGAUCCUUCCUAUAAGUCCUCAGCACCAACUAUCACAAAUGACGACGACCGACUUGCUCAGGAACAACAGGAAAAGGAUGACGAACUUUUGGCUAGACAAUUGGCUCAAGAAUAUGACCAACAGCAACAACGUCAACAACGACAGCAGCCGCGUUCCGAAAAUGAAUCCACUUUUAGUAGUAUACAAGAGGAACUACCUGUUAUUAAAGAACGUGUCAUUGAAGCUGGCAAUGUGGCCAAGAAGAAAAUUAUGGAUUUUUACAAUUCAUUUAUGGAUCAAAGCUCAAGUAACAAUAACGCUAACAAUUCUCAACAGCCAUAUCAACAGCAGCAAUAUCAAGAAAAGAAAUCGUUAUCGGACGAUAUGAGGGGUUUACGUUUAUCUACAUCACCAUCUCAAUAUUUGGUACAGACUUCUACUAGCGAUCAACAAAUGGAGGAUGAUGCAGCGUUUGCCCGAAGGCUAGCAAUGGAAGAUGCUCAUUUGGAAAGACUAGCUGCUGCUGCCGCGGCUCAACGAAAACAGAAAUCCUCUCCUAUUGAUGAUCAACAAAGGAAUCAAGAAACUAAUCAAGAUAAAAAUGUUGAUACGGACAGUAAAUCAAACGAAAAUCAAGUUGGAUAUGUGAUUGACGAAGAUGAAGAUGAUGCCGUCUUGAUGAGUGUGCCACAAGACAAUCCAUCUGUUGAAAAUGGGAAACAACCUGCAUCCAGUGAUCCAAGCAAAUAGUUGUAAUCAUAGAUAGUUUGUUUUUUUUGAAAAUAAAAAGUCUCUCUCUCUUUAAUCUUAUAAAAAGAAUUCAAGUAUAUUCUUCUAAUAAAAUAGCAACUAAAAAGACUCUCC